Messenger RNA from Penicillium manginii, 1371 nucleotides. RefSeq names its product bifunctional nucleoside/nucleotide kinase/histidine phosphatase family protein. The record is from RefSeq and is a predicted model, not a curated record. The transcript has 4 exons. NCBI's taxonomy places the organism in Eukaryota, Fungi, Ascomycota, Eurotiomycetes, Eurotiales, Aspergillaceae. Gene Ontology annotation, biological process: fructose metabolic process; fructose 2,6-bisphosphate metabolic process. The coding region runs from base 1 to 1371 and encodes 456 amino acids. Gene Ontology annotation, cellular component: cytosol. Gene Ontology annotation, molecular function: 6-phosphofructo-2-kinase activity; ATP binding; fructose-2,6-bisphosphate 2-phosphatase activity.
AUGCUCUCCACCACUACAUAUCACAAAACGUCUCCCAGCGGCUCAUCGGCUUUUAACUUACAAUCUAUCCAGUCCGAUGAAUCCAGAAUAUGCGUUGUGAUGGUCGGCUUGCCGGCCCGAGGCAAGAGUCUGAUCGCCGGCAAAGCCAUGCGAUACCUCGCCUGGGUCGGAAUCCCCGCAAAGGUCUUCAACGUCGGUACCUAUCGUCGCAGUAACACCCCGCAGCCCCAGGCCACCUUCUUCGACCCACACAAUGAAGAAGGCGAGCGCAUGCGUCGCGCCGCCGCCGAAAUGGCCGUCGCCGACAUGAUCAACUGGUUCCACGACGACACGCAAAAGGGCGUUGUCGCUAUCCUCGACGCAACCAACUCAACCAAGGACCGCCGCAAGUGGAUCUACGAAAGGUGUCGCGAUGCCGAUAUCGAAACCCUUUUCGUAGAAUCCAUCUGUGACGACGAAGAUCUCAUCAUGAACAAUAUCCUCGAAGUCAAGACCGAUUCUCCUGAUUACAAGGGGCAGGACCCUGAGCUGGCGGCGCUGGACUUCCGCAAGCGUAUUCGUAAUUAUGAGAAGGUUUAUGAGACUAUUGAUGACCAUGAGAAGCAGUAUACUUAUGUUAAGCUGAUCAAUGUUGGCUCUACGGUGAUCAUCAACCAGAUCAAGGAUUACUUGUCCAGUCGUCUUGUCUACUAUAUCCAAAACCUUCACAUCAAGCCUCGAUCUAUCUGGCUAUCACGACACGGCGAGUCCGAAUACAACCUCACCGGCAAAAUCGGCGGCGACUCCAACAUCUCCGAGCGAGGCGAAGCCUACGCCCGCGCCUUACCCUCCCUCCUCCGCAAAUCCGGCAUCGUAAUCUGGACCUCGACGCUAAAACGCACCAUCCAAACCGCCCGCCACCUAAAAGCAGAAACAGGGUUCGAAAAGCUAGAAUGGAAAGCCCUGGACGAACUCGACUCAGGUGUCUGCGACGGUCUGACCUACGAGGAGAUCGCCGACAAGUACCCGGAAGACUUCAAGGCCCGCGACGACGAUAAAUACAACUACCGCUACCGUGGCGGCGAGUCGUAUCGGGAUGUGGUUAUCCGUCUUGAGCCUAUUAUCAUGGAACUGGAGCGCAGUGAGAACGUCAUUAUCGUUACGCACCAGGCUGUGCUUCGGUGCAUCUAUUCUUAUUUCUUGAAUGUUCCUCAGGAGAAGAGUCCAUGGAUGGAGGUGCCCUUGCAUACGCUGAUCAAGUUGACGCCUCGUGCUUAUGGCACCGAGGAGAAGCGCUUCAAGGCGGAUAUUCCGGCUGUUUCGACUUGGAGGGGCAAAGGGACUUCGGCGAAGCAUCAGGAGUUUCCGGCUGAGAAUGAGAAGGGUGCUUGA